Molecule: messenger RNA, 477 nt
Organism: Penicillium angulare
Lineage: Eukaryota; Fungi; Ascomycota; Eurotiomycetes; Eurotiales; Aspergillaceae
Exons: 1
Coding region: 1-477 (158 amino acids)
Source: RefSeq, a predicted model, not a curated record
AUGACUUCAGACGAGGAAUCUUUCUCUGAAUUAUCUUCCAUGUCGAGCCCUUUACUGACUCACACCGUCUCCCCAGCCUCUUCAGUCUCCUCGUCGGCUACUCCAGAAGUUGACCUAAAUUUGAAACAAAUAUUAGACUCCUGGUCACUAGCUGUUGCAUGUCUGGUGGUUUCCAACAGCCUCCGCCCCGAUAAAAGUGAGCUCGACUGCAUGUUAGAAGCGCGUUUACUAGUGUGCAAGCUCUCAUUAAUCAAGGAAACACAUGCCAGUGGCCCAGAUCAAAUCAAAGAAGCCAAGUCCGGACAACCAGUGGAGAUCACCUCCAGCGCUAUGGGAGUCGAUUCCGACCUUGCUGUUGAAGCUAUCGAUCUUGCGGCUAAAGUCACAUCCCGCGCCUCAAUUUGUGCUAACAACAUGCAUACAUCAGAUCUCAAUAUGGAAGACAUUGAAAGAGGCUUAGGGAUAGACGGGGCUUAA